AACUACAUCACAAAGACAACAACAAAAGCAAGCAGUAACAAACCAAUAACAAAACACCGACUACAAGAACACAAGUUCAUAUUCACAAAACUAUUUAAUUAGGUACAAUUGAACGAAAGCAACGGCAACCAAGUGACACGACGAUCCGUUUGACCGUUGUUCGUGGAGACGUGUCGUGUCUUCCAUAGUGUGUUAAUUUGCGCGCCUGUCUUCUCCCUCACAUGACCUUUCAGUCUCUAAUGUGUUGCUUCUCUCAUUUCUCUCUCUCCGACUCCAGAUGUAAACAUCUCUUGUUUAUUCGACAUUAACCCCGUCACACAGCCACAUUACAUCAUUGUUGCCCAUCUUAUUCGAUUCCGACUCGAUUCCAGAAGCGUUUGCUGCUUCUUUUGUGCUGUUCAAGGUGACUGAGAUGGUUUGACCCUGUCACUUUGAUGUCCCGACAGAACUACAGAAAAAAUUGCAAGAUUUCAACACAUCCUCCAUUGUUCUACAUACAAUGAACAUCCUGAAGUGAACCACAUUUGUUUUCUAUAAUUAAAUUAAUUCUGUCCACUUUAUUCACCCAGUCUGUUAAUUACACUGACUUUAACCUUGUUAUGUUCGGACAUUCAAAGAUUCCUUAAAAGAGAAAAAAAAAUCAGCUUGUAAGAUUUGCUACUUCCCUGUCUGUCUCGCUUUGUCAUUGGAAUGGUACAAAAAUUGUGUGAUUAGAUAGUGGUGGUCAUCUUAUAGAAAAUUAUCAGACUGUUUCUAUAGCAACAGUGCAGACAGCACUCUGCCAAUACCCAGAAUAGUUGUUUGUUUUGUAACUGGCAUGUUGUCCUGGAAGUAGUUGAACAUUGUAACAAUGGACCUUUUCCCCAUACCGAACCUCAGUGAAAGUGACGCUGGUGGGGCUGUUGCUGCUGCCAAUGUGGAUGCUAUGAUGCAGGGCUGCAAAAAGUCCAACAAGAACUUGCUCAACCCUGCGGCCACCAGCUCUCAGUCGUUUCAGAACAAUAUAAGCAACCAGCCAUUUCAAGACAACAGCAACAGUCCACCGUUUCAAAGUAAUACGACCAGUCAAGCAUUUCAAGGUAAUGCAAGCAUUCAGCCAUUUCAGAACAGUACGACCAGUCAGCCGUGUCAGAACAGCACCACCAGCCAAGCGUUUCAGAACAAUAGGACCACAAGUCAGUCUUGUCAGAACAAUAUGGCCAAUCAACCGUGUCAGAAUAAUAUGACCAAUCAACUGUGUCAGAAUAUUACCAGUCAGCUAUGUCAGAACAGUAUGACAAGUCAGUGUCAAAACAGGACCAGUAACCAACCAUGUCGGAACAGUAUGGCCAGUCAUACAUGCAGGAACAAUAUGGCCAGUCAGCCGUGUCGAAACAAUAUGACCAAUCAGGCAUGUCAAGACACCAGGACUAAUCAACCAUGUCGAAACAAUAUGACUAGUCAAGCAUGCCAGGAAAGUAGCAGUCGACAACAAUGUCAAAAUAACAUGGCCAACAGGCAAGCAUGUCAAGACAGUUCAAGCACUCAGCCGUGUCGUGACAAUAUGACCAGUCAACCAUGUCGUGACAAUAUGACCAGUCAGCCAUGUCGUGACAAUAUGACCAGUCAGCCGUGUCGUGACAAUAUGACCAGUCAGCCGUGUCGUGACAAUAUGACCAGUCAGCCGUGUCGUGACAAUAUGACCAAUCAGCCAUGUCGUGACAAUACGACCAGUCAGCCGUGUCAGGACAAUAUGACCAAUCAACCAUGUCAGGACAAUAAAACCAGCCAAUCAGGGGCUGUUAAAGUGAAGGUGGAGGGCGAAACAAGCAAACUGUACUUUUGUGACAUCUGUCAGAAUCUGUAUUCUAAAGGCAACCAUCUCCAUACUCAUAACCGGCCACAUUCUGGUGAACGACGAUUCAAGUGUGAGCAGUGUGAUAAACGUUUUCUCCAGAAUAGUCAUUUGAAGGCUCACUUGCUAACGCAUUCUUCGAUUCGGCCAUUUGUCUGUGAUAUUUGUGAGAAGAGCUUUAGAAAACGGUGUGAUCUGACUCGUCACCACAGAAGCCACACGGGAGAGAAACCCCACGAAUGCCCUAUUUGUGGCUUCAGAUUUGGUGAGAUCAGUCAUCUGAACUCCCAUUAUCGAGGUAGCCACACCGGCCUCAGACCUUACGAAUGUGAUGUCUGUGGGAAAAAGUUUGCUCGAGGCUUUGACCUUCGCAGGCACCAGCGGAUCCAUACCGGGGAGAAGCCGUAUAGCUGUGACAUUUGUGACAAGAAGUUCACAGAUGGCAGCCACCUAUUGAAACAUAAGAAAUCUCAUGCGAAAAUGAACACUUAAACCAUAUUUCAUUACAUCUUCCUAACGAGCCAGAUGUUUUAUCUUCUUGUAAUAACACUUUCAAUCUUAUCUCGAUCAAUAUCAUCGCACAAUCUCCAUAAAACAACUCUUAUAUUAACAUAAUUUUCUUCUAUAAUGUGGUGUGUCUGUAUGUCAUAUUGGUGCAGCAGUUAAACUGUUGGAUUUGAGUCUUGACGCUGCCUUGAGCAAGGAGCAAUGCAUUCACAACGUCUGGCCAAUAAAACAGGAUUGUUGAUUUCUGUAUUUCACUGUGAAACCACCAGGCCCCUCUUAAUCAAGAGAGGGUGAGGCUUAUGUAUACGAAGGGAGUUAACUGUAGCAGCAGCCCCAGCAACACACUGUAACUUGUCAAAUCUCUCCAGAUCCCUCUCUCCAGGUUAACUUUCAAUUGAGUGACACUCAACUAAGUGGAGGAGUGGUAGUCACACUUACUCCCAUUUUUGCUAGAUGAAGCCAGUAAUCAAACUCCCCAUUUGAACUCACAAAUGAACAACGCUGACAGCUUCUGUUGAUGGCUGUUGUAACCAUCAGCUUACGCAUCAACCAACUCUCCGCACAGCAAUACAUUACCAUUCAGUGGUCUUGAACAAUGGCUGACGAAUAUUUAAGUUCCUGCUUCUCUUCUGGAUGCAAAGCUUUCGGAUAAAGGUUUAUUUCACAUCAGUUUCAAACCACCUUUCAAAGAUAAAAAACAGAAUCCAAGUUGGUGGUGGUGGUGAUCUUCCCCCUGCGAAAAUAGUUUCACAAUGGAGUUUCUAUUUUGAGGGGAGAAGAGAAAACUGAUAUUUCAAGGUUGUCCCUUUGUCUGAAAUAUUCCAGUAUAAAAAGGCUCACUUAAAACUGCCCUAAUUCAUUCAACUGUUUGUUGGUUAAGUUUUUAUCACUUGAGAAGUUUUCUUAAGGGAAACAUUAAAUGAAAUUACGUAUUUAGAUGUAAAAAUGAUUUCUUUCCAAAAUACACUCAGCCCAAUUAUUUCAAUGAAUUUUAAAUGAAGAAGACAAUGGUGAUGGCAAUAUUUUGUGGAUUCCAUUCUCUACAUCCACUAAAUUAUUAUAUAAUAUUUCUAGAAGGAUCUUCAUUUUGUUAUGCAAUGGAAAAAAUGAUUUAGAAAUGGCAACAACUUGGGAUUGGAAGACAAUGAAAAUGAUAUUUUUGUCAAUCUGGUUUUAAAACAUUUUAUUUAGUUUUAAGAAAAAAUGAGAGUAAUUUAUAGAUCCCAGACAUACAGUGGGGUCUUGCUUGCUUUCUCUCUCUCUCUCUCGUAUCUGGGGCAUUGCUGCUGUUACAAACAAAUACACAGACAGCCUAGAUUGCAUCUGGAAACAAGCCAACACCUGACUGAUUGGGCAGAAAAGUCAUGACUCAAAGAUUAAACUCCGGCCUCUGAUCCAUCGGCACAUUUGUCUCUUCUCUCUCCACUUUUUUUUUUUCCACCACUGCUACUAUUUUGGCCACUGCUCCUCAGAACUGGCUGGGCUCAUGUCACUUCCAUUUGGACAUUCCUGUCCUCCUCCUUGUUGUGUCCCUACCCCCAUCACUCUCACACAAUCCUUCCUUUCCAGAACAUCAUCCCCUUGGAAUUCCCUCCUUGUUGAUGUCUUUCUUUGCAAAAACAUUAAUGACAUCAACCUCACCAGCCUCCAACGGUCUGUACAGGUCCAAGGGCACUGUCCCUUCCUUCAGACCCAAGAAGUAAAAAAAAAAAAAAAAAAAUUCAUCAUUUCAAUUGAAGACAUUUUUUAAAAUAGAAGAAAGUUAAUUACAUUAAUCACAUAAUUGUUCUUAAUUUUGCUUUUUUAUUUAUGUCCAUUAUAACAAGAGUUUCACUUCACGGACUCAAACGAAGCUGUGAAGGUGUGUCAGUGUGUCUCCAUAAUAUUUCUCUCUGUUACAAUUAUUGUUUACAACUGUGUGUGUGUGAAUGGGAAUCACCUGGAUUGACGAUGUUUUCUUGUCAACUGGUGGAAAGAAUGGCAGUUUCAGUAUAAAACUGCAGCUUUGGGAGUUCCACCGAGUUGUAGAUGGAAUCCCCUUUUUUUUUUUAGUUGAGAGAGCCAACAAACAGUUUUGGCUCUAACAAAAUUUGAGGUCAUAUUAUUCUGCAGGGGAUCCCUUGUACAAAGAACUGCUUUGCUCCCGUUAAAGUUUCCCAUUUUCAAUUUGGACUGAGACAGAAUCAGCAACUUUUAAAAUUUCAAAUUGUGUUUUGCUUUUCUCAAAUGGAAUCAGCUUGGAAAAUGAAAUGAUUGCAAGUUUUAUCAACAUUUAUUGACAAUACGUUAUUCAAUGUAUUGUUAAACAAAGUUAGAAUUUUAUGAGGGCAAUUAAUAUUUUAGUGCAGAAAAUUCCAAACAUGUAAAUUAAAGAGACUAAUAAGCUAAAAAAAUAGCUGCCUUUACCAAGAAGCUGUAAAGAUAUUUCUCAUUUGUCCAACAAUGUACAAUUUUUCUUUAGUGUUGUUGAAAUAAAAAUAUAUUUUUUCUUCACA
This is a messenger RNA of Octopus sinensis (East Asian common octopus), 4836 nucleotides long. Its product is annotated as zinc finger protein 658B. The record is from RefSeq and is a predicted model, not a curated record. The transcript has 2 exons. Lineage: Eukaryota; Metazoa; Mollusca; Cephalopoda; Octopoda; Octopodidae. Bases 851 to 2326 code for a protein of 491 amino acids. Gene Ontology annotation, cellular component: nucleus.